CGGUCCGGGCGGGGCCGACGACGACCCGGACCGACCUUGACCUGCGGGAUCCUCCGACCCCGGGGAGGGAGCAGGGGAGAGAUCUCUGUUUCUCAGCUCCUACAACUUCCAGGGACACCAUAGCCAAGCCUGAGGCGGAGGUCUCUAGAUUGGAAAGCAUCCAGCACGGUGUGAUUGCUGUGUUUCAGCGGAAAGGCCUCCCGGAGCACGGUCUCUACAACCUCAACGAGGGCGUCAGGCAGUUACUGAAGACAGAGCUGGGGUCGUUUUUCACGGAGUACUUGCAGAACCAGCUGCUGACCAAGGGCAUGGUGAUCCUCAGAGACAAGGUCCACUUUUACGAAGGCCAGAAGCUGCUGGAUUCGCUGGCGGAGACCUGGGAGUUUUUUUUCGGCCACGCCUUGCCGACGCUGCAGGCCAUUUUCUACCCGGUGCAGGGCAAGGAGCCCCCUCUGCGCCAGCGGGCGCUGCUGCACUUUCGGGACAUCAUCGCCCUCAACGUGCGGCUGGACGACGCCCUGGCACGGCCCCGCGCCCGAGUGCCCCCGGCUGUGAUCCAGAUGCUGCUGGUCCUCCAGGGGGUGCAUGAGUCCCAGGGCGUCACGGAGGAGUACCUGAAACUGGAGGCGCUGGUCCAGAAAGUGGUUUCCCCCUACCUGGGCACCUACGGACUCUACUCGAGAGACGGACCCUUCACACACUCCUGCCUCUUAGAGAAUCGGUUCUCCCGCCGCCCCAAGCCCGGCGAGGCGUUGGCCAAGAGCGCAGUGAGCCGCUCCAAGAGCUACAACCACCCGCUGCUAAUGCCCGUCGUGGAGUUCGAGGCCGAGGGCCCGGUGCCCAACUGCGGCCCGGCCGGCAGGAAGCGCUCCCUGUCCGAGAUGGCGUCCUGCCCGGAGCUCCAGGCCCUGCCCCGCCCGCCCCCCGCCCCGCCCGGCCCGGACCCCGGAGGCCACGGCCGGGACCCCGACCCCGACCCACCCCGGGACCCGGCCCCGGGCCCGGCUCCGUCCUCCAGCCCCGAGCUCGCCGUGGAUCGCAUCCUGGAGUCCCUCGACUCGGACGCCGAGGGGAUCUUCAUCGACUUCAGCCGGGGCCGGUCCGGCCCGGCGGGGGUCUGCCUGGAUGGGGGUCGGCAGAGCGUCGUGUGAAGGACGGCCCCGGCCGGACUCUAGUCCGCACCCAUGUGCAUACAGCUCGGCCGACGCACGGAGACGCCGACCUGUGGGUGCACCGUGGGUUGGGGUGGGGGGAACAGCAGAGCACCAUACUGGGCACCUGCUGUGGGCAGAGCACCGUUCUGGACACCUGCUGUGGGCAGAGCACUGUACUGAGCACCUGCUGUGGGCAGAGCACCGUACUGGGCACCUGCGGUGGACCAACAGGCAGAGAUGGAUGCAGGAAACACCCAGGUCUCCCAGGGAGCACCGGACCCCGGCGUUUCACCCCCACGCAGCCCCAGGGAUCCUCCCUCCCUCCGGUGCCCAGACCCGGGCCACGAAGGAAGCAGGACGGAGGGUGGACAGCUGUCCCCCGGCCCGUCGACAGCCGGCCCGGCUCCUGCCCCCCGGUCCGGCCUACAGCUCGGGCCUACGGGAGCCCUGCCCUGGAGAGAGGCGCCCCUGAAGUUUCGCGUGUUUACGCAGUUCCUUCUGCUCCCAACCUGUUUCGAAGGAAGAUCGUCCCGGGCCUGUGUCCCCCUGUAACAGAAACUCCUGGAUUUCCUGUGGAAAUUUCAAUUAAAUCCCACUGGUGGAGACACCACUCAGGAUCUGCUUCUCCCCAGUGUGCAGACGGUAUCAUGCUGGGCCCUCAGGUGGAAGUGGGUUAUGCUCUGGCCACCUACUUGGAGCAGAGCUCUGUACUGGGCGCCUUGCGGGGUGGAGAGCUGCUGUACUGAGAGCUUUGAAGGUGGAAAGAGGGGUGGUCUGUCUGCUAUCAAGGGGAAGGGAGUUGGAGGCUGGAGGGCGGUUGAAGGUGAGGGGCCCACAGUGAGAGAGACGAGAAUGAACCGCAGGGACUAGGAAUUACCAUUCUCCAACUCCCCCUCACUCCAGCCAUUCCCCAAAUCUGGAUCUUAGCGCUUUCGGAUGCCACCCACAGGGCUUUGCCAGAGAGCCCUCCUCCUCUCCCUUCGGGUUGGGGGCUGUGUCCGAUCUAAUUAUCCUGUAGAGGCCUCUGCCCAGUGCA
Molecule: messenger RNA, 2190 nt
Organism: Ornithorhynchus anatinus (platypus)
Lineage: Eukaryota; Metazoa; Chordata; Mammalia; Monotremata; Ornithorhynchidae
Gene: PRR5
Product: proline rich 5
Exons: 9
Coding region: 309-1151 (280 amino acids)
Biological process (GO): TORC2 signaling
Cellular component (GO): TORC2 complex
Source: RefSeq, a predicted model, not a curated record